This is a messenger RNA of Aplosporella prunicola CBS 121167, 887 nucleotides long. RefSeq lists its product as uncharacterized. NCBI's taxonomy places the organism in Eukaryota, Fungi, Ascomycota, Dothideomycetes, Botryosphaeriales, Aplosporellaceae. The coding region runs from base 379 to 534 and encodes 51 amino acids. The record is from RefSeq and is a predicted model, not a curated record. The transcript has a single exon.
AGUCUAUAUAUAGUCCCUAUAAUUCAUUUCUUUCCAGUCAUUGCGAUCUAAAACGACGCCGAAAAAUACAACAAGAUAAGUCGAAGUCUUGGAAGCUUAAGAUGACCACGCAGCCAACCUACAACCUAAGAGGAAGCAAAGACCCUCCCCGCUCACACCCCCGUCCAUACAUGCGUCCCUACCAAGCAAGCAACCAACCAACCAACCAACCCCUCCGCUCGCCCCACCUUCCCCACUCCAACCCAACCCCGCACUCCCAGCUACUGAUCAACAAACAAACAAGCAAGCAACCCGACGCGAGCGGCGAGCGGCAAGCGGCGAGCCUCUCCCGCAGCAGCAAGGGCAGUAGCUGCAGCAGCUUGACUGUAUGUAUGGCGUAUGUACAAUGACCUCACUCCACGCCCACGCCUCGCGCUCCUCACUUCGCACUGCGUGCUUCGCACCCCUCACUCCCCACCACCACCACCACCACCACUGCCGCCGCCGCCGCCUCCGCCAAUGGGCUACUGCUGCUGCCACGUUACCUGCCUGUAGUGCGAGCACCACACCACACCACACUACAUGCUUCACCUGACUACAGCACACUACACCUGACUACGCACUCACACACCCACCCAGCCGAUCACGCACGCACGCACGCACGCACGCACGCACGAAGCAAAACGCCACGCAGCCAGCCCACCGGGAGCGUCAGUCAGAGUCAAGAAACCCGAGCGAGUGGCGCGAAAUACUACGUACGUGUGUAGUGCAUAACUGGCUCGGAGCAUUAGUUGAUUACAGUAGGUAACUAUGUAGUAGCUAGGUAGUAAGUAGGCAGUAGGCAGUAAAGUAUGACUGACCGACCCCGCUCGCCCUCCUCCUCACUUCGCGUCACCUCCUCCACCUCG